UGAGACGUCUGCUCAGUGUAUGUGACCUCAGCAUGAUGCUCUUUUACCACCUCAUUGAGGCCGGGGAUGCCAUUUAGACACCGUUCACAUUAUUGAUCAGUCAAACUACUUUUCAGGAUUACUUGUCGGCUCCUCUCCACCGUUAUUGCGGCCUGCUCGUGUCGCCCGGCCAUGGCACAGCAGGACAGAGUUGCUAAGAAGGACCCCACAGUGGCCACACUGAGCUCCCAUUUCACUGUGGGGUCAGUGUCGGAGGAAAACUCUGAAGAUGAGGGAAAGACUGACAUUCAGUUAGAAGACAAGGAUGCUCGCUCCAUUUCACCAUCAUCUGGCAGCUCAGAUAGCACGUAUGAAAUCGGAUUUGAUCAAGUGGACCUGCACAAUCUAAGGCCGAGCAUGUCAGGCCUACAUUUGGUGAAACACAGCAGAGAUCGCAGACGCAUUGAUCUACAAAGGGACUUCACUGUUGCUUCUCCUGCUGAAUUUGUCACUCGCUUUGGUGGCAACAAAGUAAUAGAAAAGGUACUUAUUGCCAAUAAUGGAAUUGCAGCAGUCAAGUGCAUGAGGUCUAUUCGUCGCUGGGCCUAUGAGAUGUUCCGUAACGAAAGAGCUAUUCGUUUUGUGGUGAUGGUGACCCCAGAGGAUCUCAAAGCUAAUGCAGAGUAUAUCAAAAUGGCAGAUCAUUAUGUACCUGUGCCUGGAGGUACCAACAACAAUAACUAUGCCAAUGUUGAACUCAUUCUGGACAUUGCAAAGCGGAUACCUGUUCAGGCUGUAUGGGCUGGCUGGGGUCAUGCCUCAGAAAAUCCAAAACUUCCAGAGCUGCUUUCUAAGAAUGGCAUUGCUUUCAUGGGUCCCCCAAGUCAGGCAAUGUGGGCUCUAGGAGACAAAAUAGCUUCUUCCAUUGUGGCUCAGACUGCUGGCAUCCCGACCCUGCCCUGGAGCGGGACAGGUCUUACUGUAGAGUGGACAGAGAACUGCCAAAAGAAAAAGCUCAUUAAUGUCCCACAUGAUCUGUAUGAACUUGGCUGCAUUCAGGAUGUAGAGGAUGGACUAAAGGCUGCAGAUAAAAUUGGGUACCCUCUGAUGAUCAAAGCCUCUGAAGGAGGUGGAGGAAAAGGCAUUCGUAAAGUCAACAUAGCAGAUGAUUUCCCUAAUCUAUUCAGACAGGUGCAAGCCGAAGUUCCAGGGUCACCUAUAUUUGUCAUGCAGCUUGCUAAACAUGCCCGGCAUUUGGAAGUCCAGAUCCUUGCAGAUCAAUACGGCAAUGCAAUUUCCCUGUUUGGUAGAGACUGUUCAGUGCAGCGGCGGCACCAAAAAAUUAUAGAAGAAGCUCCUGCUACUAUAGCAACCUCGGAUGUGUUUGAAGAUAUGGAAAAGUGUGCCGUAAAUCUGGCUAAAAUGGUGGGAUAUGUGAGUGCGGGUACAGUUGAAUAUCUCUACAGUCAGGAUGGCAGCUUUUACUUCUUGGAGCUCAACCCUCGUCUUCAGGUGGAACAUCCCUGUACAGAGAUGGUGGCUGAUGUGAAUCUGCCAGCAGCACAACUCCAGAUUGCCAUGGGUAUUCCUCUUCACCGAAUCAAAGACAUCCGGAUGCUUUAUGGGGUCCAUCCAUGGGGAGAUUGUCUUAUUGACUUUGAGGGUCUGUCCACCGCCCCAUCACCAAGGGGGCAUGUCAUUGCUGCACGUAUCACCAGUGAAAACCCAGAUGAGGGAUUCAAGCCUAGCUCUGGAACAGUGCAAGAACUCAAUUUUCGCAGUAACAAAAAUGUAUGGGGCUACUUCAGUGUGGCAGCUGCUGGUGGGCUGCAUGAGUUUGCCGACUCCCAGUUUGGACAUUGUUUCUCAUGGGGAGAGAAUCGUGAAGAGGCCAUCUCUAACAUGGUGGUGGCUCUAAAGGAACUGUGCAUCAGAGGAGACUUCAGGACAACCGUAGAAUACCUGAUCAAGUUACUAGAAACUGAAAGUUUUCAACAGAACAGUAUUGACACUGGCUGGCUUGACCGACUCAUUUCAGAGAAGAUGCAGGCGGAACGACCAGACACCAUGCUUGGAAUUGUGAGUGGUGCACUCCAUGUAGCAGACGUUAACUUGAGAAAUAGUGUGUCCAACUUUCUGCAUUCACUUGAAAGGGGCCAAGUUUUACCGGCUCACACGCUGCUCAACACUGUGGAUGUAGAACUGAUCUAUGAGGGCAUUAAAUACGUCCUGACAGUGACGCGCCAGUCUCCAAACUCCUAUGUGGUGAUUAUGAACAGCUCCUGUGUUGAGGUUGAUGUUCAUAGGCUCAGUGAUGGAGGCCUGCUGUUAUCCUAUGAUGGUAGCAGUUAUACCACUUACAUGAAAGAGGAAGUGGAUAGGUAUCGAAUUACUAUCGGAAACAAGACCUGCGUUUUUGAGAAGGAGAAUGAUCCAUCAGUGCUGCGGUCUCCUUCGGCUGGAAAACUCAUACAAUACACUGUCGAAGAUGGUGGCCAUGUUUUCACUGGGCAGUGCUAUGCAGAAAUAGAGGUUAUGAAGAUGGUGAUGACCCUUACAGCUUCAGAGUCUGGAUGUAUACACUAUGUGAAAAGGGCUGGAGCAGCACUUGAGCCAGGCUGUGUCAUUGCCAAACUACAACUGGAUGACCCAAGCAGAGUUCAACAGGCUGAGCUGUAUACUGGGGCAUUGCCUUCGAUCCAGGCUUUGGCUCUAAGGGGAGAAAAGCUCCACAGAGUCUUUCACAACACACUGGAUCAUCUGGUUCACAUAAUGAAUGGCUUUUGUCUUCCUGAGCCUUUCUUUGGUGCCAAGUUAAAAGAGUGGGUUGAACGACUAAUGAAGACAAUGCGUGAUCCAUCUUUGCCGUUGUUGGAGCUCCAGGACAUCAUGACCAGUGUGUCAGGGCGCAUCCCUCCUGCUGUGGAGAAGGCCAUCAAGAAGGAGAUGGCUCAGUAUGCCAGCAACAUUACCUCUGUGUUAUGCCAGUUCCCCAGUCAACAGAUUGCAAAUAUCCUUGACAGCCACGCUGCCACCCUGAACAAAAAAUCAGAGAGAGAAGUCUUUUUCAUGAACACCCAGAGCAUCGUCCAGUUGGUUCAAAAGUAUCGCAGUGGGAUCAGAGGUCAUAUGAAGGCAGUGAUGAUGGAUUUGCUCAGACAAUAUUUAAAAGUAGAGAUCCAGUUUCAAAAUGGACACUAUGACAAGUGUGUGUUUGCUCUGCGGGAGGAAAACAAAGGUGACAUGGCCAAUGUGCUCAACUACAUCUUCUCUCAUGCACAAGUCACCAAAAAGAACCUGCUGGUCACUAUGCUCAUAGACCAGCAGUGUGGCCCUGAUCCCACACUGACGGAUGAGCUGAUGACCAUAUUGACGGAACUUACACAACUUAGCAAAACAACCAAUGCCAAAGUGGCACUGCGUGCUCGCCAGGUACUCAUAGCUUCACAUUUACCGUCAUAUGAGCUUCGGCACAACCAAGUGGAGUCCAUUUUUCUGUCCGCCAUCGACAUGUAUGGACACCAGUUCUGCAUUGAGAACCUUCAGAAAUUGAUCUUGUCAGAGACCUCCAUCUUUGAUGUUCUGCCCAACUUUUUCUACCACAGUAAUCAGGUGGUAAGAAUGGCUGCACUAGAGGUUUACGUGCGAAGAGCCUACAUUGCUUAUGAGCUCAACAGUGUCCAGCACAGACAGCUGAAGGAUAACACAUGUAUAGUAGAGUUCCAGUUCAUGCUCCCCACCUCUCAUCCAAACAGAGGGAACAUCCCCACUCUAAACAGGAAACCUUUUGCUCCGGUCCGGGAUUUUAUAAGAGCCUUGGAGUUAAGGAUAGAGGAAGCUAGAUCACAGGACUUUAAUGAAAAAAAUAAUAAGGCUAAGGAUGAAAAUUCUGAGAGGAUUGAUGGCCCUGUAUCGGAUUCUUUGGAAAGGAUGUCAUUCUCAUCCAAUCUCAACCAUUAUGGCAUGGUACAUGUGGCCAGUGUCAGUGACGUUCUGCUAGACUCAUCCUUUACUCCUCCAUGUCAGCGAAUGGGAGCCAUGGUGUCCUUCCGCAGCUUCCAGGAGUUCACCAAGAACAUUACAGAUGUGUUGAGCUGCUUUUCUGACUCUCCACCACCAAGUCCAACAUUUCCAGAGGGAGGUAAUCCAGUGUUGUAUGGUGAAGAAGACAACAAGAGCAUUCAAGAUGAGCCAAUCCACAUUCUAAAUGUUGCCAUAAAGACGGAUAGUGACAUUGAUGAUGACGGUCUGGCAGCCAUGUUCCGGGAGUUCACUCAGUCGAAGAAAUCACUGCUGUUUGAACAUGGCAUCCGCAGGCUGACCUUCCUUGUUGCCCAGAAAGAUUUCAGGAAGCAAAUCAACUAUGAGGUGGACCAAAGAUUUCAUAGAGAAUUCCCAAAGUUCUUCACAUUCCGUGCCAGAGACAAGUUUGAAGAGGACAGGAUCUAUCGUCACUUGGAGCCAGCACUUGCCUUCCAGUUGGAGCUUAAUCGCAUGCGUAAUUUUGCACUGACCGCUAUCCCGUGUGCCAACCAUAAGAUGCAUUUGUACCUUGGUGCAGCCCGUGUCGAAGUGGGUACAGAGGUCACAGAUUACCGCUUCUUUGUGCGAGCCAUCAUCCGACAUUCUGAUUUGGUCACGAAGGAGGCCUCUUUUGAGUAUCUCCACAAUGAGGCAGAGCGGCUGCUACUUGAAGCCAUGGAUGAACUUGAAGUAGCUUUUAAUAACACAACUGUGAGAACGGACUGCAACCAUAUCUUUCUCAAUUUUGUGCCCACUGUCAUUAUGGACCCCUCAAAGAUCGAGGAGUCUGUCCGCUCUAUGGUGAUGCGAUAUGGCAGUCGAUUGUGGAAGCUGCGUGUCCUUCAAGCCGAGCUGAAAAUAAACAUCCGCCUGACGCCAACUGGAAAACAGAUCCCCAUUCGCCUGUUUCUGACCAAUGAAUCGGGCUAUUACCUGGACAUCAGCCUCUAUAAGGAGGUCACUGACUCUAGGACGGGACAGGUGGGGCCCAAAGAUGGUCAGAUUAUGUUCCAGGCAUAUGGAGAUAAACAAGGACCUCUUCAUGGGAUGCUCAUCAACACGCCCUAUGUGACCAAAGAUCUGCUGCAGUCCAAAAGGUUCCAGGCACAGUCUCUUGGCACCACCUACGUCUAUGAUUUCCCUGAAAUGUUCAGACAGGCUUUAAAAAAGUUGUGGCACCAAACCCAGAAUUUUGCCCAUCUACCCAAACCCCCUCUACCUUCUGAGAUGUUGACAUUCACUGAGCUGGUGCUGGAUCCACAAGGCCAGCUGGUGCAGAUGAACAGACUUCCAGGAGGCAACGAGAUUGGAAUGGUGGCCUGGAGGAUGACCCUGCGUACUCCAGAGUAUCCCGCAGGCCGUGAGAUUAUUGUCAUAAGUAAUGACAUCACACACAAGAUUGGCUCUUUUGGACCCCAGGAGGACAUGCUAUUUCUGAGAGCAUCAGAGAUGGCACGAGAGAGUGGCAUCCCGCGCAUUUACAUCGCCGCCAACAGUGGAGCUCGGAUCGGCCUGGCAGAGGAGAUACGACACAUGUUCCAUGUAGCCUGGCAGGAUCUCGAUGACCCAUAUAAGGGCUUCAAGUAUCUGUACCUAACACCACAAGAUUACAAAAAGGUUUCCGCUCUAAACUCUGUGCAUUGUGAACAUGUGGAAGAUGAGGGAGAAUCCAGGUACAAGAUCACAGACAUCAUUGGGAAGGAUGAGGGGCUGGGUGUGGAGAAUCUCAAAGGCUCAGGGAUGAUUGCUGGAGAGUCAUCUCUAGCCUAUGAAGAGGUUAUUACUAUGAACCUGGUCACGUGUCGGGCCAUAGGCAUUGGGGCGUAUCUGGUGAGGCUUGGGCAGAGAACUAUUCAAGUGGACAAUUCACAUAUUAUCCUAACUGGAGCUGGAGCACUCAACAAGGUGCUGGGCAGGGAAGUGUACACAUCCAACAACCAGCUUGGUGGGAUUCAGAUCAUGCAUAACAACGGUGUGACUCACAACACCGUAUGUGAUGACUUUGAGGGAGUUUUCACACUUCUGCAAUGGUUAUCCUAUAUGCCCAAGUGUAAAACAAGUCCAGUACCUGUCAUCGCUGCCAAAGACCCUAUAGACCGGCCAGUGGAUUUUGUUCCUACCAAAGCUCCUUAUGAUCCUCGCUGGAUGUUGGCAGGGCGUCCUAGCCAGACACCAAAGGGUUCCUGGCAAAAUGGCUUUUUUGAUCAUGGUUCCUUUAUGGAAAUCAUGCAACCUUGGGCACAGAGUGUUGUAGUGGGCCGAGCAAGACUAGGGGGGAUACCAACCGGAGUGGUAGCAGUUGAAACUAGAUCUGUAGAAUUGUCCAUCCCAGCUGAUCCAGCCAACCUGGACUCUGAGGCCAAGAUAAUUCAGCAGGCUGGACAAGUGUGGUUCCCUGAUUCUGCCUUUAAAACAGCCCAGGCCAUCAAGGACUUUAACAGGGAGGGCCUACCUCUAAUUGUAUUUGCUAACUGGAGAGGCUUUUCUGGAGGAAUGAAAGACAUGUAUGACCAGGUGCUGAAGUUUGGAGCUUACAUUGUGGAUGGCCUCAGAGAGUACAUGCAGCCAGUGCUGGUGUACAUCCCUCCACAGGCAGAGCUGAGGGGGGGCUCAUGGGUGGUCAUCGACCCAACCAUCAACCCUCGCCACAUGGAGAUGUAUGCUGACAAGGACAGUCGUGGAGGAGUACUGGAGCCUGAGGGAACAGUGGAGAUCAAGUUUAGGAGGAAAGAUCUUGUGAAGACCAUGAGACGAGUAGACCCUAUUUAUAUGAGCCUGGCUGAACGACUAGGAACUCCAGAGCUGAGCCCUCCGGAUCGUAAAGAACUAGAGACCAAGUUGAAGGAGCGUGAGGAGUUUCUGUUGCCCAUCUAUCACCAAGUGGCUGUGCAGUUUGCAGAUCUUCAUGAUACUCCUGGACGCAUGCAAGAAAAAGGUGUAAUUACGGAUAUACUUGAAUGGCAGACUUCUCGUCAGUUUUUCUAUUGGCGUCUGCGUCGGCUGUUGCUGGAGGAUACGGUGAAGAGAAAAAUCCAAAUGGCCAACACAGAGCUGACGGACGGACAAAUCCAGGCUAUGCUGCGCCGCUGGUUUGUGGAGGCUGAAGGGGCUGUGAAGGCUUAUCUAUGGGACAACAACGAGGAGGUGGUGAUCUGGUUGGAGAAACAACUGGCUGAAGAAGAGGGUGCUCGCUCUGUCAUCGAUGAGAACAUCAAAUAUAUCCGGCGAGAUCACAUUCUUAAACAGAUCCGCAGCCUUGUCCAAGCCAAUCCUGAAGUUGCCAUGGAUUCAAUCGUUCACAUGACUCAGCACAUCUCCCCGACGCAAAGAGCCGAGGUGGUGCGGAUUCUGUCCACAAUGGAAUCAGCCUCGUCCUAACAAGAGCGUACCCUCUGCCCCCCCAUCAUUCCCCCUGGACGAAGCUCAGGUUUACGCAAGGGAGGGUCCCAUUUGGUACUAUUUUUCUGAGCAUGGAGGAGCCAACAUGAAGUCCCAGGCAGUUCUCUGGUUACUGAUGAACUGUUGGCUGUGAUCCCCAAAUAGCUUAAAUUCACUUGAAGAUAACAUUAUAGGAUGUAUUUUAGAGAUUGAUAAAAUACGCUGACCAUUGCAGUGGACAGGUAAUGAUCAUGAGGAGUAAACAAUGACCCAAUUUUUUUCCUGACAGAUGUGCUGUAGCUCAAAUUCUUGCAAAGAAAAAGGUUUGAUUGGAUAUAGCAAGUGAUACAAUGCUAUGUAUAUCACACUUGAUACUUAUGUAGCUGAAUAUUGGACACAAUGACUACUUAGGGCUGGGCGAUAUGGCAAAAAAUGCAAUCGUGAUCUCAUCCUUACGACAAUGUACUAUUUUGGUGAUAUUGUCAUCAUUCAGUUUCUCUAUUUAAUGCAGUUCUAGGCAUAUUCUCAGCUACUCCUCCUAUUGGUCAGCCUCUGUCCUGCUCUGAGUGAUUGACAGGUGGAUUUAACCAGUCACAGUGAAGAGUGAACGCCCAAGAGCAGGAGAUGAUAUGAGUUCGCUCCCACGGCUCUUUAAACAUGCUAGAUGACUCGUGAUAAAAAUCUUAAAAAUUGUGAUCUGGCUGUUAGAAUCGUGAUUUUAUUUUUUAUUUUUUUGCAUACCGCCCACCCCUAUGGUUACUACAAAUCGAUGUCUGGUUAGUGUAUUUGACAUAUUUUAUGUGUGUAAGAAUAACUGAUGACAGACAAUGUCUAGAAAGCGUAUAGGGUCGGAUAUUUUUUGGCUUUGAUAAUCAGCUGCCUCUUUUUUCUAAUGUGCAGUUCAGAUAAUGACUAUCGCUGCCUACUUUGGUUUUUGACAUACGCUUGCACCAGACUGGCAAGCGCUUUGAUGACCGACGAAUUGACAAAAGACAACACAUUUUCCUGGAGGCGUUGGCGAGGAAAAAAGGGAAUUUUAACAAUCAAGCAGGGAGCACUUAGUUACUGAAGAAAGACGAGGAACACUAUAAUAGAGUUGGACAGGGCAGCUCAGCAGGGAGUAGGGAAGCGUCCCCUUUUAGACUGGGGGCUUGUAGAGGUUUCCCUGCAGUGAGCCAUGGGCAGUGCGCCACACAACAAAACCACAGCUGCCCCUUCUGUUCACACUCAAACAGUUCACAUAUGCUGCACUUUACCGCCAUGUUUCCGCACACUACUCCUCACUCACGCAUCUGAUGAAUAGACAUUACACGCACAAAGUAAUAGCUGUAACAAGGAAGGUGCAAAUUGAGGGCAUGCUCUUGGCAAACACCUGAAUCUGUAGGGUAUUUUGACUUAAUUUUUAUUUGUGAAAUACUAACCACCAUUAUGUUUUUCAUUCUCUGGCUGAAUUUAAAUUGAAGUAAAUCAUCAUAUGGCAAAAAAAUUGGCAAAAUGAAUUGGCCUUAAUACUUCUAUUUAUUUCAUAUUUGGUAACACUUUAGAAUAACUACACUUUUAAUAAUCUUUAAAAGCAAGAGUAAAGACUUAUAUCAUAGUAAACAAAUAGUUUAUUAGGAAUGAUUCAGGCUCAUCAAGUAGUAGUCCAACUCCUAACCCCUUAGUAAACUCUUGUCCAUUAUAAAUGUGUUCAUGGGUUAUUAAGGUCAAUUAAGGUGUAGUUAUGAUAAAUAGUACCUCAUAUUUUGAAAACAUCUGCUGUUUCUAGUUAAUGAAUUUACGAGGUGUUUUUAAAAGAUUUAUUUACCUCUGUGUGUGGAUGUUUUAGGGUAUUAAUCAUUGUUUUGGGUUUGACUGUAAAUGUUUGCGUGAAAGAACAAAAGUUACUUUUUAUUCAAUGUUACAUGUCUUAAAAUGAAACUAAUUUAAAUGUAACAUAUGAAUGAACUAUUUAAUGUAUAUGCAAUGUUACUUAGUUUUAUGAUACAUUUUCUAAUUGCAUAAGUCCUUCCCUUGAGUGACUAACAGAAAACGUGAGUUAUAAUUACUGUAAUUUUCAUGCUUUUUAGGGUACAUAAUGUUGAGAGUGCACAAAGCUUGUAAAUGUUUCCUCUAGUGAUGUGCCUUUAAUUUCUUGUAUUAAGUCCAGUUGCUGUGUAAUUGACUGGGCUUUUCCGUGUAGAAUGAACGUUAUCGACCGUAACUUCAACAGUGACCUCUAAAUGUGUUUAAAAAAAUAAAGCCGAUCUAAUUUCAGAA
Messenger RNA from Periophthalmus magnuspinnatus, 9639 nucleotides. RefSeq names its product acetyl-CoA carboxylase alpha (gene acaca). Gene Ontology annotation, biological process: fatty acid biosynthetic process. Gene Ontology annotation, molecular function: ATP binding; acetyl-CoA carboxylase activity; metal ion binding. The record is from RefSeq and is a predicted model, not a curated record. The transcript is spliced from 55 exons. Bases 172 to 7380 code for a protein of 2402 amino acids. NCBI's taxonomy places the organism in Eukaryota, Metazoa, Chordata, Actinopteri, Gobiiformes, Gobiidae.